Molecule: messenger RNA, 3792 nt
Organism: Colletotrichum karsti
Lineage: Eukaryota; Fungi; Ascomycota; Sordariomycetes; Glomerellales; Glomerellaceae
Product: RecF/RecN/SMC N terminal domain-containing protein
Exons: 4
Coding region: 1-3792 (1263 amino acids)
Biological process (GO): sister chromatid cohesion
Cellular component (GO): cohesin complex; chromosome; nucleus
Molecular function (GO): DNA binding; ATP binding; protein binding
Source: RefSeq, a predicted model, not a curated record
AUGGGAAAGCUCAUUCGUCUUGAGCUGUUUAACUUCAAGUCUUACAAGGGCCACCACGUCCUACUUUUCGGCGACUCUUACUUCACUUCCAUCAUCGGUCCCAAUGGAUCCGGCAAGUCAAACUCCAUGGAUGCCAUAUCCUUCGUCCUGGGUAUUAAGUCAUCACACCUUCGAUCAGCCCACUUGAAGGAUCUGGUUUACCGCGGUCGCGUUCUGAAAACUUCCAAGAUCAACGAUGACGGUUCUGCCGAGGCCAACGGCCAAACAAAUGGCUACGCCAACGGUGACGGAGACGACUUGUCGCAGAAGGCUUCCCGGACGGACCCCAAGACCGCGUGGGUUAUGGCCGUGUACGAGGACGAUGCUGGUGACGAGCAAAAAUGGAAGCGUUCCAUUACGAAUCAGGGAUCCAGCGAAUACCGCAUCAACGAUCGCGUCGUCACCGCCCAGCAGUACAACGAGGCCCUCGAGGCCGAGAACAUUCUCAUCAAGGCCAGGAAUUUUCUGGUUUUCCAGGGAGACGUCGAAGCCAUCGCUGCCCAGUCACCGCAAGACCUGACGAGGCUGAUUGAACAAAUUUCCGGGAGCUUGGAGUACAAGGCCGAGUAUGAGAAACUACAGACGGAGGCUGAGCAGGCCGCCGAGAACCAAAGUUUCCAGCUCCACAGGAGACGCGGCAUCAACUCUGAGAUCAAGCAAUAUCAGGAGCAGAAGAAGGAAGCCGAUAAUUUCCAGAAGAAGACGGAGGAGAGAGAUGAGGCCAUCGUCAAACAUGCGCUCUGGAAGCUCUACCACUUCCAACGCGGCAUGGAUGAUUCUACCGAGAAGAUUCACGAACACCAGGAAAACCUUCAAGAGUUCCAGCGCAAUGUCGAGUCCUUCAGGCGAAAGCUUGAGGCUGCUCAGAAAGAACAGUCUGCCGCCGCAAAGGAGGUCCACGGGGUUGAGAAGGCCAUCAACGCGAAGAAGCGCGAGUUCGACGAGUUGGAGCACAAGCUCAUCCCGAUUGAUGCGAAGAUCGAGGAUCGUACCCGUGGCCUUGAGUCGACUCGCUUACGUGUAGACCCGAUCCGCAAGGACCGCGAUAAGCAGGCUGAGUUGAUCAAGGAAGACGAAGCCCGACUCAAGAAACUCGAAAAAGCCCAGCAGCACUUCGAACAGCAGCAUAAGGAGCGCAUGAAGAAGACGGGCAAAGAGCUCAGCGACGCGGACCGCAAAGAGUACAACAAUCUCCGUACCCAGGUCAUCACGCGAACCGCUGCCAACCAGUCGAAGCUCGAUAACCUUGUCCGCCAGCAGAAGACGGACGAGGUCACGGUCAACACCCUCAAGGGCAAGGUCGACACCAUCUCGGCCACUCUGGAAAAGUAUGAGGGAGAGCUGGAGACCAUUGGCGAACGCAAAUCUGCUACGGAGAGCAAUAUAAAGUCGCUGUCCCAGGAGAUCGACACCAAGAAGAAGCAAUUCAAUCAGAUGCAGUCCGAACGCAUAAGAACCAGUCAGAGACGAACCGAAUUGGAAGAGAAGCUCGAACAAGUCGCCAAGCAACUCCGCGAAGCCGAUGACGGCCGGCGCCAGAACGACCGCGAAACCAGAAUGAGGGAGAUGGUGAACAACCUGAAGCGGCUGUAUCCCGGCGUCAAGGGCCGAGUCGGCGAUCUCUGCAAACCCAAACAGAAGAAGUACGACGAGGCAGUCAGCACCGCGCUGGGUCGGGACUACGAAUCGGUCAUUGUCGACACCGAGAAGACUGGUCAUGAAUGUGUUCAAUACCUCAAGGAUCAGCGCUUCCCGCCGAUGACUUUUAUCCCGCUCGACAACAUCAAGGUCAACGCUGUGAACUCGGCUAUCAAGGGUAUUUCGGGAGCCCGUUUGACCAUCGACACCAUCGACUUCGACCCCGCCUACGAACGCGCUAUGGCGUAUGCCUGCGGGAGCUCAGUGGUAUGUGACAGCGAAAAGAUUGCCAAGCUCAUCUCAUAUGAGAAGCGCAUCCCUGUCAAGACCGUCACUCUGGAUGGUUUAGUCAUUCACAAGACUGGUAUGAUGACUGGUGGCCGCGGCCCCGAGCAGAAGGGUGGAAAGCGGCGCUUCGAUAGUGCCGAUCUUGAGGGGCUUAAGAAGAUGGCAGCCAAGUACAAGGAGGAAAUUGAGAAGCUCCCAAAGUCUGGCCGCCGUGGCCCUGCUGAGGAGUCUCUCCAGAUCGAGAUUCACGGCCUUGAGCCCCGCCUAAACGCCGCCAAAAACGAGCUGGCGCAUUUGGUAAAGAACUACGAGAGUAAGAAGAGAGAGGCGGACCACGAGAGUAGGCAGCUGGAUGAGCUCGAGCCCAAAUACGAGGAGAAGACUGCAGAGCUUGACGCGACGAAGCGUACUGUCAAGGAGUUCUCCGAUGCGAUUGCUCGCGUGGAAGACGAAGUGUUCUCCGACUUUUGCAGGAGGCUGGGAUUCAGCGACAUUCGUGCCUAUGAAUCGGAGCACAGAGACCUGCAACGAGAGGCUGAUGAGGAGCGUGCCAAGUUUGAAGUGCAAAAGUCCAAGUACCAGAGUCAACUGCACUGGGCGCGCGACGUUUACAACACCCUGGACCAGCGGCUGAAGAAACUGCAGGAAACCUUGAAGGCGUCGGAGCGCGAUCUCCAGACUUAUCAGCGAGAAAAGUCCGACAUUGAAGAUGCCAGCCACGAGGUGUCGGAUGAGCUUGAUGCGCUCCGCGAGACAUUAGAAGAGAAGCAAGCCAUACUGGAAGAGAAGAGCCAGAAGGUGGCACAUGCCAAGGCCGAGGUCCAAAAGCGAAGUAAAGAGAUCGACGCCAGGCAGAAGGAGAUCAACGCGUUGGAAACGGUGGUACAGAAGAAUAGUGCCGGCAAGUUUGCGUUGCUGAGGCGGUGCAAAUUGGAGCAAAUCCAAGUUCCUCUACAGGAAGGAUCGCUCGAUAACUUGCCAAACGAGGACAAUUUGUUGCGUCAAGACGCUGAUGCCAUGGACGUCGACGACGAGGACGACGAAGAGAUGAUGAAUGCCGCCCUCGAAAACCACGGCAUCGAGGUUGACUACGAUGGCCUAGAUGAAGAGUUGAAAAACUCGGAUGAUCCUGGUGUCGAGGAGAGAUUACAAGACAAAAUUGCGUCAAUCACCUCGGAACUGGAGAAGCUCAACCCCAAUAUGAGGGCCAUUGAGAGGCUAGAGAGCGUCGAAACGAGGUUGAAGAACACGGAGAAAGAGUUCGAAGAUUCCAGAGCGGCCCUUAAGGCGGCCCGCGAUGCGUUUAAUCAUGUCAAGGCUCAGCGGUACGAACUCUUCAACAAGGCGUUCACGCAUAUCGCGGAGCAAAUCUCCCACGUCUACAAGGACCUCACCCGCUCAGAAGCGUACCCGCUCGGAGGUCAGGCAUACCUCGAUAUUGAGGAGGACACAGAUACGCCCUACCUAUCCGGAAUCAAGUAUCACGCCAUGCCGCCUCUCAAGCGUUUCCGAGACAUGGAGCAUCUCUCCGGAGGCGAGAAGACCAUGGCGGCUCUGGCUCUUCUGUUCGCCAUCCACAGCUAUCAACCCAGUCCCUUCUUCGUUCUCGACGAGGUUGACGCUGCGCUGGAUAACGCCAAUGUCGACAAGAUCAAGAAGUACAUCCGGGAACACGCGGGGCCAGGCAUGCAAUUCAUUGUCAUCAGUCUCAAGACUGGCUUGUUCCAAGACAGUGAGAGUUUGGUUGGUGUUUACCGGGACCAGGAAGUAAACAGCUCGAGAGCACUCACUCUGGAUGUAAGUCUCAAGCACCGACCUCCGCCUUAG